Molecule: messenger RNA, 382 nt
Organism: Paramecium pentaurelia
Lineage: Eukaryota; Ciliophora; Oligohymenophorea; Peniculida; Parameciidae
Source: the annotation of a GenBank genome assembly
UGAUGGGUGACUACUAUUAAGGUGAAUAUAUCUAGUAAUAUCUUUGCAAUAUCAAUUUAAGAAAAAAAGUAAAGACAUAUACUUAGAAUUUAUUUAGAUUAAGGAACUUCUUAAAGAGAAAACUGAAAUACUUUAAAAACUUGAACAAUUAGAAGUAAAAAUAUAACAUACUAUAAUUAGAAAGAUGGAAAUAACUAGUCAUUUGAAGAAAGGAAAAAAAGAUUGAGAAGUCUAGCCAGUGAAAUUUAACGCAAUUUUGAAUGUCCAUUAUCAAGAUGUGGUAAGAAAUAUGGGUAAUAAUAAUAAUAUUAUAUUUAGAAGUGAAGGUUCAUUAAACUAACAUAUAAAACUCAAGCAUCCUGAAUUAGUCAAUAAAUCUUGA